Messenger RNA from Paramisgurnus dabryanus, 1042 nucleotides. RefSeq names its product SPRY domain containing 4 (gene spryd4). NCBI's taxonomy places the organism in Eukaryota, Metazoa, Chordata, Actinopteri, Cypriniformes, Cobitidae. The record is from RefSeq and is a predicted model, not a curated record. Gene Ontology annotation, molecular function: protein binding.
CGCGCACGACCUUACGGCUGGGCAGAAUCGUAACGUUCUGCACGUGGAAAGACCGAGAUGGCGAUGUCCUCGAGCUUGGCACGUUUGUGCCGUUUGACAAGCCGAUCCGCGUCAACUGCACUCGGGUAUAGCCGUGGGAAACCCCUCAUAAGCCGGAGAUGGUAUAUUAGUAGCAGUGUGAGAAACAAUUUACAGUUUAAGCUGGAUGAACAGACGGCCCAUAGCAGUUUGGACCUUUUCAAGAAGGACACAGGUGUGAUAUAUCGAAUUCUAGGUUUGGACCCCACCCUUGUGCAGGACAGCCCUCUACGAUUCCGUGAAUGGGCCGUGGUCCUUGCUGAUGCUCAGAUCGAUUCUGGGCGUCACUACUGGGAGGUCACGGUCCAAAACUCCAGUGAGUUCAGGGUGGGCGUGGCCGAUGUGCAGACCUCACGUGAUGAAUGCGUGGGCACAAAUUCCACUUCCUGGGUGUUCGCAUAUACCCAGAGGAAGUGGUUCGCCAUGACCUCCGGUAAGCAGGUCCCGGUGCCAUUCGUGGGGAAAUCCGAUCAGAUCGGGCUCUUGCUGGACUAUGAGGCUGGACAGCUCAGUCUGGUUGACACCCAGAAAUCUGAAGUGGUGCAUACCAUAAAAACACAAUUCCGCUCACCCAUCUCUCCUGCAUUUGCUCUCUGGGAUGGAGAAUUGCUUACACAUUCUGGGCUGGAGAUUCCACCAGGGCUUUAGGUACUUGUUUCACACAUGUUUGCUACAUGUCUCUUAAUGGAUAGAGAGAGAAAGGGGAGUAUGGGUCAUUUGGAAACUGCCCUAAACUAACUGGACUAAGCUGCAUAUUUACUUUAUGUCCAUCGAUUCAACUGCUGAGAACAUCCUCACAUUGUGCCAUUUGUGGUAAUGCAGAUGAAGUAAUGAAUCCAUACAUGUCCAUAAGAAUACUAUAUAUUCAUUUGUAUUUUCUUAUUUUCAUUGGUACUUCAGUACAAUGUGUUGGGCCCAGCUUAUAUUUUUCAAUAAAAAGACCUGUGAUUUUCUUGUGACUAUG